Candidozyma auris is the source of this 495-nucleotide messenger RNA. RefSeq lists its product as uncharacterized. The transcript has a single exon. NCBI's taxonomy places the organism in Eukaryota, Fungi, Ascomycota, Pichiomycetes, Serinales, Metschnikowiaceae. The record is from RefSeq and is a predicted model, not a curated record. The coding region runs from base 1 to 495 and encodes 164 amino acids.
AUGGACUACUUGACUACUUUAAACGCAGACAAUCCAGAAUUGGCAACUAAGCCCAUUCAUCCAAAGUUGACUUGGACAGACCCAGUUCAAUAUUGGGAUUUCCAUGUAUACUAUGACGAGAGAACGCGAGACGAAGCCAAUGCGUUGAAACAGAAGUUAUUGGACGAUUUUCCCGAACAGGCGAAGGAAGGAUCGAUUAUAGUUAAACAGUUGAAAGUGGAGGAGCCAAUUGGCCCACACUACGAUCUAUUUUGGGAAGUAGACGUUGCGAGAGUGGACGUGUUUGCCAAAGUGCUCAGUUGGUUCUCUUUAAACCAUGGCACCUUAUCUGUAUUAGUACAUCCGCAGACAGGGUGGGACCUUUUGGAUCACACAAAGCAUGCUCUUUGGUUGGGCGAGAAGAAGCCGAUUAAAACGUUUAUUUUUCCUACCCAUCGAAUUGAGGUUGCUGAGUUUGGUGUGCCACGAGUGCCUCAGCCAGACGAUAAAAGCUGA